Molecule: messenger RNA, 1066 nt
Organism: Eruca vesicaria subsp. sativa (arugula)
Lineage: Eukaryota; Viridiplantae; Streptophyta; Magnoliopsida; Brassicales; Brassicaceae
Source: the annotation of a GenBank genome assembly
GACGCCUCUUCAAACUCCUCUCAAAAAUUCAAAAUCACUCGAGUUUCCGUUCCUCAAGCUCAAAAAUCGAUCUAGGGUUGGUUUCUAAUUAACACGCGAAGAAGAAGAAGAAGAUUGAAUCCGCUACAAUGGGAGGUGAAGGAGAGGAUCUAGAGCCGCUCUUUGAUUAUCACCGUGUUCAGCCAUCGAAUUUCAUUUGCAUUGACGAUGAUGAUGAUGAUUCUGAUGUUUCGGAGGUUCCUGUUAAGAAGAGAUCAAAGACUUCCCACACAGUUGUAAAGAAAGAUGAGGAUGUGAAAGUAAUUGAAGUGGCGUGUGAUGACGAUUGGUUGCCUCCACCGCCUAAGGUUGUCUUUGAUAAAAGCAAAGAGUCUGGUGAAGAUUCUACCAUUAAAGCUUUGAGGUCGAAGAAGAUGGAGCUUAUGUCAUUCACAAAGACUGUUGUAGAUGUGAUGCAGGAAGCGGAGGAGUCUGCUAAAAAACAAGCUCGAGUAUCACUCAAACCUUCCUCAGAGGCUACUCCUGCUCAGGCACCACCAGGGCCUAUUAAUGAUAGAGCCAAGAUUGUCAUUACGAUACAGGACAAAUCUGGACAGAAGCAGUUCCGUGUGUUUGCGGACGAGAAGUUUGAGCGGGUUUUCAAAAUGUAUACGGAUAAAGAGAAGCUAGACCCUCAAAAUCUUGUAUUUACUUUUGACGGUGACAAGAUCGAUCCAUCGACUACUCCUUCUAACCUCGAGAUGGAGGACGAUGAUAUGAUUGAAGUACACACCAAAAAGAGAUGACAAAACAGGAUCUAAUUGGACUCGGCGGUGAAGCAUUGUCAAUCCAUUCAUCUUUACUAGAGUUUGUACAUCAACACGGGACAUGGAAGUGAUCUCUGCUGAAGACUCUGGUCUUGUAUCUGUGACCUUUUUGUCAUUUGUUUUCUGAAUUCUUCUUUUUCCAUCGGCUUGAUUCAGCAUAUUUUGAUUCUGUCCAGUAUAUAGCUAAACCAAAUCGAAGAAACUCAACCUAAACCGAAUUAAAUUAAACCGAGUUGUUAGAAGAAAAUUUUGAUUUAUCC